This is a messenger RNA of Octopus bimaculoides (California two-spot octopus), 1099 nucleotides long. Its product is annotated as coatomer subunit epsilon. Gene Ontology annotation, biological process: retrograde vesicle-mediated transport, Golgi to endoplasmic reticulum; intra-Golgi vesicle-mediated transport; endoplasmic reticulum to Golgi vesicle-mediated transport. Lineage: Eukaryota; Metazoa; Mollusca; Cephalopoda; Octopoda; Octopodidae. Gene Ontology annotation, cellular component: COPI vesicle coat. Gene Ontology annotation, molecular function: protein binding; structural molecule activity. The record is from RefSeq and is a predicted model, not a curated record.
ACACGUUUCAUACAUAUUACGUGGCUAAGCAUGCGCACUUGCUGUUAGCAUCAUGGCGAACGACAAUGUAGACGAACUUUUUGAAAUCCGGACUGCUUUUUAUAUAGGAAAUUACCAACAAUGUAUCAACGAAGCUCACAAAAUGAGGCUAAACAACCCAGAUUUGAAAACCCAACGAGAUGUAAUAAUGUACAGGGCGUUUAUUGCUCAGAGGAAAUUUGGAGUUGUACUUGAUGAAGUGAAUUCUACUUAUGGUCCUGAACUUCAAGCUGUUAGGAUGUUGGCAGACUAUUUAGCAAAUGAAAACAAACGAGAUGCUAUUCUUCAUGAGCUAGAUACCAAGAUGAGUGGCAACGUAGACAUCAGCAACAGUACAUUUUUGCUAAUGGCUGCUUCUAUUUAUUUCAAUGAAUUGAAUUAUGAUGCUGCAUUGAGAGUAUUGCACCAAUCUGAUUCCCUGGAAUGCAUUGCUUUGUCUGUUCAGCUGUUAUUGCGACUUGAUAGAGUUGAUCUUGCAAAAAAAGAGCUGAAGAAAAUGCAAGACGCUGAUGAAGAUAGUAUUUUAACCCAAUUAGCAUUGGCUUGGUUUAAUUUAGCUGUGGGUGGUGAAAAAUAUCAAGAUGCUUACUACAUCUUCCAAGAGCAAGCAGAUAAACAUGCAGCUACUCCACUUUUAUUGAAUGGUCAAGCUGCUUGCUGCAUGGCCCAGGGACAUUUUGAAGACGCUGAAUCACUGCUUCAUGAGGCUAUGGACAAAGAUAGUAACAAUCCAGAGACCCUGGUGAAUAUGAUUGUCCUUUCACAACAUUUGGGUAAAGCACCAGAAGUCGCUAACAGAUAUAUCUCUCAAUUGAAGGACUCACAUAAAAACCACCCUUUUGUUGUAGAUUAUUUACACAAGGAGAAUGAAUUUGACCGUCUUGUGAGAAACUAUGGACCAAGUGUUACAGCCUAAAUGUAUUGAACUUACAUUGAUGAAAUCAGAAAAUACUUUACAUCAGCUAUUACUCUGUUUCUCUAUUUCUGGACCAUUAUUUCUAUUAUAUGUAACAAUUGUCUUAUUUUUCUGCAAAACUAGAAUAAAAUUAUCUCAGUUAUA